Scleropages formosus (Asian bonytongue) is the source of this 3678-nucleotide messenger RNA. Its product is annotated as serine-rich coiled-coil domain-containing protein 2-like. The transcript has 10 exons. Gene Ontology annotation, biological process: microtubule bundle formation. Gene Ontology annotation, cellular component: microtubule cytoskeleton. The coding region runs from base 826 to 3669 and encodes 947 amino acids. Gene Ontology annotation, molecular function: microtubule binding. The record is from RefSeq and is a predicted model, not a curated record. Lineage: Eukaryota; Metazoa; Chordata; Actinopteri; Osteoglossiformes; Osteoglossidae.
GUGUGAAUGAUUCAGCGAGCGCGGCGGAGGUGAGCAGCAGCCGGCGAAGGGAAGGAAAUCGCACCGCAAGCCGGGAUCUUUGUCCGUGUCGCUCGGUGCCUGUCGGUGAAAUACAAAGGAGAGAGGCGCGGCCUCCGGGGCGGACAGAUCUAUCCAUCGCCGCGAAAUUACGUGUUAGUUCUCCCUGUUCUUUGGUGCACGUCGGAUUUUGUGCGGCUCAGGGGGCGCGCGGGGAGCGCGAGCGGGGCGUUUCGCGGGGUCCAGGUGAUCGAUCAUCGCCACGCGUGGAGUGGAGAUGCAGGCGGUACGCGCGAGCCACGGCCACGUCUCCGUUCCGUGACCCGCCCGCACCGCUUCGGUCCUCUUUUUUUUCAGCACUGUUCAGCGCAGAUCCGCCCUGCUCGGCCGGGUUCGGCCCUGUUCGGCGCGGAUCAGACCUCUUUCAACCCGGUUCAACCCGGUUCGGCCUCUCUCUCUUUUUCUGGGUCCGCUCGGGCAGCGCCGUGGGUGUUUGCAGGAAAUUCCGCGCGUGUCUCACAUACCAUCCCCCUGGCGUUUGAAAUUGAAGGGAUCCGACCACCCCGUCCCCGGUUAAAAACACACAUUUCUUGUUAAUACUGCGACGGGGGAGGGGGCAGGGAAUCCUAAUUGGUGAACAGAUUUAGGUUAAAAGGGGGUGGUGGUGAGGGGGGAGAAAAAAACAUGUGUCCGAAAGUGGAAGUCGUGCGCUGCCCCCAGCAGUGCGGCUCAAGGUCCUCCACCUGGAGAUCAUGAGGAUGCCCUCCCAGUCAGCAGAGUAAGCUCUGUUCCCCCUGGCACUGGGAGAUGAUGGAAGACAACGCUCUCCACAGACCUGCCAUGGUCUCCAGGCUGCCCAAAUUUGGGGUGCGUCCUGCCAGCUGCGCCGGCCCGCUGCCGAAUGGCUCGGAGCAGCCCGUUCCUCGGCGCGAGUGGAAAUCGCAGUCCCCGGGGAGGACCAAUGGGAUGCUUCGCAUGUCCUACCCCUCAGCGCUCAAGGUGAAGACGACCGGCGAGAACGGCGUCGGUUCGCCGAGCUCCGGACUCGGGCUCAAUUCGGAGGAGCCAGGGGAGGUGGCUGACCCCCGACGCGGCGCCGUUGUGACCAGAGAGAUUAGGAAGCCCUCCGCAUCCUUCUCUCAUCUCCGGCGCUCUGCCCCGCCCAACACCCUGCCGUCUCCGUGCGUGACCCAGCCGGUGCCCGGCGCCGCCUCCCGAGGGACAUCCUCACUGAGUUUCCAUGGCAACAAACCAAAAGGCCAAAACGGGUUAGGUGGCGGGCCUGCGGGGCUGUACCGCCCGGGCCUGCGGCGGCAAGCGGUUGACCCCAGCUCGACGCAAGUGAACCUGCGGCCGAGCCUCUCUCACUCCAGCGACAGCCUGAAGGGUCCUGCUCUGGACAACAUGGUGCGCUCGCAGAGCUUCCCCCACUUCCGCCAGCUCACCUCCCCCGUCUCGCUGCCUGCCCCCCGCACCCGAGCUCGCUCCCGCUCCCUGCUCGGCAAACCGACCUCGGGCCUCACCGCCAAGGGCCCUGCCGCCCGCCCCGGUCCGGCGGUCGCUGCCUGUGCUGCGCCCCCUAGUGGCGUAAAGAAGUCACUGCUGCCCAACAGCGCACUCGGGAAGCCUGUGGCGCUUAGCUACAGACUGAUGCGGCCCUCCCUGACCAAGCAGCAACGGCCCACGCCUCCAGGAGAGGCGCAGGGGGAUGCGGAGGCGGGCCGUAGGAGCCGGGACUCCGUGGAAACGCCACCCGUCUCGCCGGACCCCCCGAGCGAAACGGAGUUGGUGCCUGGCACCGAAGGCCUGCCGGAAGACCCCCCGGGGCCCGUUCCACGUACUCUGACGGAGGGCCUGGAGGACAUGUCGCUCUCUUCCUCCUCCUCCCUGGAGCGCAACGACACCAGCGAGGAGUACCUGGAUGACUUUGACAACCUGGGAGACGCGAGCGGGCUGCUGCUGCUGCUCCCCUCUCCCAAGGCCGGCCUCCACCAACUAGAGCCCGGCAGCGACGACAACAUCCCAGGGAACCGAGGAGACGCUCCGAUCCGGGCCAGCCUUCGCAGCCUGCUGUCGGACGACAUGGACUGGGCGGGAAUGGGACUCUCAGGAGGCCGAGAUGACUUCGGGGUGUCCGGUCGACGUGGCGACCGGGUCCGGUCUCCGGAGGGCGAGUUCCCGCACGGUUCCUCCCUGGACCUCUCGCCCUCGGACAGCUCCGGGGGAACCUACAUGUGGGACGAAGAGGGCCUGGAGCCGCUGGGGGUGACCACGCACCCCUGUGGAAGCUACGACUCCGACAUCAACAGCAUGGAUAUUCUCAACAACCUGGACAACUUGGAAUCAUGUGACUUGGAGGACGAUGACCUCAUGCUGGAUGUUGACCUCCCGGAUGAUGCAUCACUGCGAAGCGACACAGAUGGGACGUCCCGCAGCGAGCGCUCGGAGAAGGGGGGGCGGCAGGCGCCCUGGAGGAGGCGGCCGCUUCGCUGGACGGCGCAGGACGACACCCACGAUGACAACAGAGGGGACGGGUACGAGGUGCCGCGCGUCGAUGGAGGCGAAGCUUUUGGCGUCGCGGUGGAAGAGUUGAUGCUUAAAGACAUGGCCCAGGACUUCUCCUCCGUCACAUCCCAGCUGCUCACGCUGAGGAGGCUGCUGGAGAUGGAGAACGAGAUCGCGACCCAAGACUACCACGAAUCGGAAACCCCGAGUCCGGAAGUGAAAGAUGACCCCAGCGCUGCGUCACAGGUGGAGGCGCUGAUGAGGGAGGCGCGGGAGCUGCGAGAGGAGCUGAGGAAGAAGGAGCAGACCAUCUUGCUGCUGACCCAACAAAUGUCAACGUCAGCACAGGGUGGUGACUGUCCAUGUCAGCAGAAGGCAGCGGGGGACGAGCGGUCCAACCGUGACCAGGCCACCCAGACGCUGUGGAGAGGACAUGUGCCUCAAGUACUACAGCCUUCCAUCCCUUGUCCCAGCGUGCAGCUUGCCUCGGGAAGACUAACGCGAACAACUUCAACAGAGGACCCCGGUGACGUCCCCAGAUCUGCUUCUGUGGAUGUCUCACCGAGGAGCGGGUCCGGUUCUCCCCUGGACCUAGAGGACUCCGCUGCUGCUGCUGCUGCUGUUUGCUCGGCGCCUGGGUCACACGGCCUCAGAACGCAUCAUGGAGCGGAACUGCCUGGACGCUCCGCCUUCAUCACAGGGGCGACCGGGGCUAUCGGACACCCAGGACCUGUCGAACAGCCCCCUCGCCCACUAAGCGGUCCCUACGCCGAUGUCCGACACCUCCGAUUUCCUAGAGAGAGGGCGCCCGCUCCCACCCAGCUCCCAGGCUAUCCCUCCUCCUCCUCCACCACACGCGCCCCGCUGCGAGUCAGGGCAAUGGAGGGCGUUGCCAGAACCCGUGUGGGUGCUGCAGCGCCACUCAAAACAAAGCAGCUGCCCCCGCCCUCCCGGGGCCUGCCCUGCUUCAGCUCCGGGCCCCCUGCUCCUACAGCUUCGUCCGUGAACCCGUCCGCCCUCGGACCCCCUCGCCCUCGGGGGCAAAGGGAGCAACCCGGGGGGAGAGAACCGGAAGGUGGUUUGGGCAAAACCCGGGGGCAAGUCCCUCCUAACCAGUCGCGCCUCCCCAAGCCAAAGAUUCACUAAAACUGUAAC